Oryzias latipes (Japanese medaka) is the source of this 4285-nucleotide messenger RNA. It is a transcript of the gene slc12a1, whose product is annotated as solute carrier family 12 member 1. NCBI's taxonomy places the organism in Eukaryota, Metazoa, Chordata, Actinopteri, Beloniformes, Adrianichthyidae. Gene Ontology annotation, molecular function: sodium:potassium:chloride symporter activity. Gene Ontology annotation, cellular component: apical plasma membrane. The record is from RefSeq and is a predicted model, not a curated record. Gene Ontology annotation, biological process: potassium ion homeostasis; sodium ion transmembrane transport; chloride transmembrane transport.
AAGUUCAUGCAACAAGAAUCUCAGUGCAGCAAUAAUCUUUCUUCUGUGGCCAGCCUACUUUAUUCACGCAUAAAUAAGGACAACUGUGGCAGUUGGUGCAGGUUUUUGCUCUUAAAAAAAUAAAAACAACUCUUGGAUGUCCGAAGAUUGAGGAGAUACUCUGCUGUUUUGUUUUUUGACUUGAAAAAUUCUGAGACUCUCCUCCAGCUUUAAAGAUGGAGAGGUUCAAGUCUAACCGAGGGGCACACAUUAACUCCGGGUAUGAUGCCACUCUGGAUGAACCUCCAGUCUACGAAGAGACUAACUUUUCAAACGAGGAGCACCGGACUGUCCGGCCUUCAGUGAUGAGCGCCUUCGGUCAUGACACUUUGGACCGGGUUCCCAACAUUGACUUCUACCGUAAUGCGGGCAGCUUGAGCGGCCAAAGAGCUGUGAGACCAUCCCUGCAGGAGCUCCAUGAUGUGUUUCAGAAGGGACCAAUCUCUGUGCCAGAGACUGUGGAAGAUGAUUGUGAGAAGAGUGACGGGACCCCCUCUGAAGAUUUGGAGUCUGCUGUGCCCCUUGACAGCAGCAAAGGAGCUAUAAGAUUUGGCUGGAUAAGAGGAGUCCUGGUGAGAUGUAUGUUAAACAUCUGGGGUGUCAUGCUCUUUAUCCGCCUGUCUUGGGUUUUUGGUCAGGCAGGCUGGGGUUUGGGAAUUGUGGUCAUUCUCCUCAGUUGUGUGGUGACCACCAUCACGGGCCUUUCCAUGUCUGCCAUCUGCACAAACGGUGUGGUCAGAGGAGGGGGAGCGUACUACUUGAUAUCCCGCAGUCUGGGUCCAGAGUUUGGAGGGUCGAUUGGUCUCAUCUUUGCAUUUGCCAAUGCUGUGGCUGUGGCCAUGUAUGUGGUGGGGUUUGCUGAGACAGUGGUGGACUUGCUGAUUGAACACAAUGCCAUCAUGAUAGAUCCAAUUAAUGACAUCAGAAUCGUGGGAUGCAUCACGGUGGUGUUGCUUUUGGGCAUUUCUGUAGCAGGAAUGGAAUGGGAGGCAAAAGCACAGAUUCUUCUUUUAGUUAUCUUGCUGGUGGCUAUAGUUAAUGUCUUCGUUGGAACUGCCAUUCCCGCCACAGAAGACAAGAAAUCCAAAGGCUUUUUCAGUUACCAAUCGAAAAUAUUUUUGGAGAAUUUUACACCGGAUUUUAGGAAUGGUGAGACUUUUUUUUCAGUGUUUGCCAUCUUUUUCCCUGCGGCAACAGGAAUUCUGGCUGGAGCCAACAUCUCCGGAGACUUGCGGGAUCCACAAGCUGCCAUACCCAAAGGUACCUUGUUGGCCAUCUUGAUCACUGGUGUCACCUACCUCGGCGUUGCUCUUUGUGUUUCCGCCACUGUUGUUCGAGAUGCCACUGGAAACAGGAACAACAGCGUUCCUCUGGGCACGGUCUGCAAUGGUUCUUCAGCGAUCGCCUGUGACUUCGGUUAUGACUUCUCAUCCUGUGAAGUAGAAUCGUGCAAAUUUGGGCUGAUGAACAACUUCCAGGUCAUGACCAUGGUGUCCGGGUUUGGUCCCCUCAUCAUUGCUGGAACGUUCUCCGCCACUCUUUCGUCGGCCCUUGCCUCUCUUGUUAGCGCGCCGAAAGUUUUCCAGGCUUUGUGCAAGGACAAUAUCUACAGGGCCCUGCACUUCUUUGCCAAAGGACACGGCAAGAACAAUGAGCCCAUUCGCGGAUAUGUCCUUACCUUCAUCAUUUCUGUGGCCUUCAUUCUCAUUGGCAACCUCAACACCAUUGCUCCCAUCAUCUCAAACUUCUUUCUGGCAUCCUACGCUCUCAUCAACUUCUCCUGUUUCCAUGCCUCUUAUGCUCGGUCUCCAGGCUGGCGACCAGCAUAUAAAUACUACAACAUGUGGCUGUCUCUGUUCGGCGCUCUGCUCUGCUGCGUUGUCAUGUUUGUUAUUAACUGGUGGGCUGCCCUGCUCACAUACGGCAUAGAAAUCCUGCUCUACAUCUACGUCACAGUCAAGAAGCCAGAUGUGAACUGGGGUUCGUCCACUCAGGCGGUGACGUUUGUGAGCUCAGUCAGCAAUGCACUCUCUCUGUCUGGCGUGGAAGAUCAUGUGAAGAACUUUAGGCCUCAGAUCUUAGUUCUGACAGGAUCUGCACAGAACAGGCCUCCUCUUCUGGACCUUGCUCACUCUUUCACAAAGAACUAUGGACUCUGUAUCACUUGUGAAGUUUUUGUGGGCCCAAAAUCUGAAGUUCUUCCUGAAAUGAAUGCUGGAAUGGAGUCGAACCAACUUUGGUUGGUGAAGCGGAAACGCAAAGCCUUUUACGCUGCUGUGGCCUGUGAAAAUUUCAGGGAAGGGACUGAGACCCUGCUGCAGGCUUCUGGUCUUGGACGCAUGAAACCAAACACAUUAAUGAUUGGCUUCAAGAAAAACUGGCAGACGGCGGGCAAGGAUGAAGUGCAGAGUUAUGUGGGAAUACUUCAUGACGCCUUUGACUUUGAGUAUGGAACAGUGAUGCUGAGAAUGGAUGAAGGUCUGGAUGUGUCGCAUAUCAUCAAGGCAGAAGAUGAGAUGCUUAAAGCAGCAAAGGAGCAGCGUGAAAAUGAAAUGAUGGCAAAUGGAACGAAAGGAAAAGGACUUUUUAGGAAAUCCAGAAAGCCAUCACAGCAAGUGCUCACAACCAGAGUUUCAGUGAACGGCGUCCCACCACAGAUUGCAAAGAUGAAUGAGAAGCUGAUGGAGUCCAGCAGUCUGUUCAAGAAGAAACAGCCCAAAGGCACCAUUGAUGUGUGGUGGCUGUUUGAUGAUGGAGGUCUUACCCUGCUGCUCCCCUACAUCCUCACUACCAGGAAGAAGUGGAAAGACUGCAAAUUGAGGAUUUUCAUUGCAGGGGAGCCCGGGCGGAGUGAGGCAGAUAAAGAGGAGAUGAAGUCUCUGCUGCAUAAAUUCAGAAUUAAGUGCAGCGACAUCAACGUGAUCGAUGAGAUCCACAUCAAACCCAGCGGUGACAGCACGAGGACGUUUAAGGAGAUGAUCGACCCCUUCCGUCUGCACGAGGGAUCAAAAGACACGGCUCAUGCUGAAGCCAUGAAGAAAGAGCACCCCUGGAAAAUAACAGACCAAGAGCUGAGCAAUUUUGAGGAGAAGACCAACCUGCAGAUGCGACUCAAUGAGGUUCUCCAGGAAAACUCCAAAUCAGCCAAUUUGAUCAUUGUGAGCAUGCCCAUUGCUCGUAAGGGAUCCGUCUCUGAUUACCUCUAUAUGGCUUGGCUAGACGCUCUGACAAGGAACCUUCCACCUACUCUGCUCAUCAGAGGCAACCAUAAGAGUGUCCUUACUUUCUACUCAUGAGUAGCUUGAACCCUAAAAGGAGAGCUGUGGCCAAGACUGUGGAGGAUGUUCAGUCUUCCAGUUCGACACCAAAAUAAAAUUCAUCAGACAUUGUCUUUCGGAAAAAAAUUGCAAAAGAUACUAUCAAGCACAAAAGAAAGUUAAAUAUGUCAAAAUGGAACCAGUAACUUGGUUUGACUUUAUGGUCUGAAGUCGUUUUGUCACAAAGGCUUGAGGCAAUUUAUGUAAUAACAUUCAUCAAGAAUAUUAUAUUGUAAGACAUUGCAGCCAGCUCCUCAACAAGCUCUUCUGCACAAGCAUAUUGUGUGACCUCAGAGAAAAGCAAUCCUGCUUUUUCAGGAUUUCUUUAUUGCAUUUGAUCCCAGUCAAAAACACCUAACUGGAUAGGUAGAGUUAGAGGCAAACACACUGUGCAUUAGUCACUGUAAAAUACAUGUAUAUAUAACCCUAAAAUUGAUAAUUUUUGAACAAAGAAAGCUUUCACAAAUGAUUAUUGGCUAAGGUAAUGCAAAUUCUAUGAGCACUGUGUUAAUGAUGAGUUAAUUUUCUUUUCUUAAUUUUGAUGUUCACUGGAUGUAGCGUGCAUUGCCCUCAUGCAAUUGUUUACCUGAGCCACUUUAGUCACUGUCAUGUUUUCAAGUUACAAUCAUAAUCCAUAUUUUUUAACCAAAUCAUCUGAUGCAAAAGUACCAGAAGACCAACUAUGCUGUAUAUUUCACCAAUUUCCUUGUUCUUCUUAUUUAAUUAACAGAUGUGAUUACCUGAGAUACAGCACAACAUAAUGUAUGAGCAGGUGUUCUUUCAAAUCUUGCUUGCUGAUGUGUUAUUUUAUUAAUGAAAGUAUGUGGGCAUUUUGUUUGUUUGAGUAAAAGUUUGUUUGUUAAGUGUAACGUAAAAAUCCCUCCCCCCACAUUUAUAAAUAUAUUAAACUUUUAUGUAACAGACAAGUA